Molecule: messenger RNA, 2399 nt
Organism: Syngnathus typhle (broad-nosed pipefish)
Lineage: Eukaryota; Metazoa; Chordata; Actinopteri; Syngnathiformes; Syngnathidae
Gene: luzp2
Product: leucine zipper protein 2
Exons: 12
Coding region: 74-1006 (310 amino acids)
Source: RefSeq, a predicted model, not a curated record
AGUGAGGAGAGAGACGCAGGGGAAAGGCUAAAAGCAUCUGAGACGGCGGAAAGAACGGGAGUGUGAUUCAGCUAUGAAAUCCAUCCAGGCUUUUUGCAUGCUGCUUCUCUGUCCAGCUUUGAGUCUCAACACCAGACAAAGCUACCAUGAGCUGGAAAAGAAGCUAAAGGAAGUCUUCACCGAAAGAAGCAGCAUCUUGCACCAACUCUCCAAGACAUCUAAGGAGCUGGACAGUAUCAAAGGCAACAUUCAGUCAUUGAAAAACGAUGACUCAGUCGCCAAGAAGGACGUACAGAGGAUUUUGGAGCUCAGCCACAAACAGCGAGACGAGAUGAAGUCCCUCCAGGCCGCAUUGCAGAAGCAGCUGGAUGAGGCCAACGAGAGAGCCGAGAAGCAGCAGGCCACAGUUAAACUGAUAAAAGCGGAGAUGGAAAAGAAAACCAAAAUCAUCAAGGAUUUACAACAAGAGAACAAGAGCUUGAAGAACAAACUUUUGUCGGGGAAUAAGCUUUGUGAUGCUCAUGCUGAAGAGUCCAAAAAAAUCCAGGCUCAACUGAAAGAACUUCGGUAUGGGAAAAAGGAUUUAAUUUUUAAGGGGCAACAGUUAAUGGAUUUGGAACACAAAUUAACCAUAGCCAAGGAAGAAUUAGAGAAGACUGCUCUUGACAAGGAGUCUCAGAUGAAGGCGCUAAAGGACACUGUUCACAUCUGCUUCUCAGCUGUCCUGCACAACCAGCCCAGCAGCAGCCACAGAUUUCCCACCUCUUCCUCCCAUUUGUACAGAUACUCAUCACUCAUAAACAGCUCCAGAGUCACUUUUCAACAGCCCCAUGCCAAGGAUAUCUCUAAAGUUCAGAGAGUCGUCAUAACCAGCAAAACACCCAUGAACAUCAGCGUAAUGAGGAGAGAAAUUGGUGGAGUUAAAAAGUGCCAGAUGGAGGAGAUGUUUCCUUUCUCCUCCAAUAGAUUGGGAGUGACUGCUCCCAGAAUCAGACAAUGGAAUUAGCUCCAGAAGCAAAACAACAACCAGAACCACAUCAGCAAAGAAGCCAAGGGCAGCCCGGGAGCUCGGAAAGCACUGAAAAGCGCCCGGAUGACAGCGAGGACGAAGGGGAAAGCAGCAGCAGCAGAAAGAUAAAGCCUCAAAAAUACAACUGAGCGGACAGCGUAUCAUGAAAAAUACAAAACUCUUGCAUUCCUGCAAUGAUAUUUCAAAGAGCACACACAUCUGACGUACUUUUACAGAAACACACACACACGCGCGCGCACACACACACAAUAUCAGCAUUGCUUGCAAAAGCUAAGAGACUGGAAAUGUCAACACAACAACAUGGCAUGCAUUAUACAGUUUUAUUUUGAAGGUAGCAAUGGCACUGGCGACUUGUUUCAUGAUUGUUCAUAUGAUGUUUACUUAUCAGACUCUUAUUCUUAGUGAGGUUACCUGGUUACUAAUGUGUGAUCUUUGUAGAAAAAUCCCUUUGCAUUGAUUGGUAAGGUCUGGACACUGUAUAAUGUGAUGAGCAUAUGAAUUUACUGAUGCCUGUUCUACACUGAACACUUUUUUGCAGUCAUCAGUCACUCGUUUUCAGAAUAUUCACAUUAUGUGAUGGAUCAUACUUUGAAUCUAGGCUACAAUUUUCAGGGUCUUAACGCAGUGUCUUUGCAUCAUUAGUAUGGGUCCACCACAGGUUGUUGUUGUGACUGAGGCAAAAUGUUGCGCUCACAUAGUGGUGUUUUUGUUGUGACUAAAAGAACGAAUAGGAAAGUGUGGCCAAUCUUACAAACGUUGCUCAAAGUGAGUCACAUUAUUAAUCUGAGUUUUCAUAUGCAGUUUCUGCUAAUGAUAAUGGCUGUGAAAAUGAUAUUUAUGUCAUUUCAUGGUGUGUUUCUUUUCUUUGGUUUUCUAUCUGCGAUCGUGGCGUCAGAAAACCUGUGAAAUGAUUUUCCCUCAAUUUGGGACACUGCUUGAUGUUGGUCGCACUCCAGUUUUUGUUGCCUUAUUUCAUUUUCCCAUCAGAGGUGGUCGAAAUUGUACAGUGCAUUCCGGGCUUUAUACAGAAAAAAAAUACUAUACUUCUAUAACUACUACCAAAUUUAGACUAUUGUUUGUCACGCAUAGUAGCAGGUUAAUUUACUCCUCUACAUUUUGGAAUAUUAAGGCUCAAGUUGGCUGGCCAACUGUUCAACAUUUAAUCUUUCUGCACUCUUUCUGCCUUUACCACUUCAGAGGCAAUGAGCCAAAGACUCACAAUGGGUCGUCUCCCUGAGAAUGUGCCAUGCACUGAGUAGUAAUUCCUAGCUACAUGUAUCUGUGUUCUCUGACCUUUAUGUGUAUUUUCAAUGAACUGUAAUUUUCUGGACAUUUGUGAAGAAUAAAUGGAUCUUUGUGGGAAAACAAA